This is a messenger RNA of Panicum virgatum (switchgrass), 783 nucleotides long. RefSeq lists its product as uncharacterized. Gene Ontology annotation, biological process: protein ubiquitination; ubiquitin-dependent protein catabolic process. NCBI's taxonomy places the organism in Eukaryota, Viridiplantae, Streptophyta, Magnoliopsida, Poales, Poaceae. The coding region runs from base 1 to 783 and encodes 260 amino acids. Gene Ontology annotation, molecular function: ubiquitin protein ligase activity; zinc ion binding. Gene Ontology annotation, cellular component: nucleus. The record is from RefSeq and is a predicted model, not a curated record. The transcript is spliced from 2 exons.
AUGGUAUAUGUUUUUUGGGAAAAUUGGAUGCAUACCAUCAAAAGAUUGCAUGUUUGGCAAUGUACCAUUAAAAGAUCGUUUCUUUGCUAUAUACCAUGGAAAGAUCACAACGUUGAGAUUUGUAGCAUUUCUGUUAACUUUGCUAACGCCAUCCGUUCCACCUGCUCCUCUCCAGUCCCAACCGCCGCCGCCGAAGAUGGGGGAGGGCACUUCCUCAGCGACAACGACGCCGCCGAGGUCGACGCGGUCUGCGGCGGGGAGGUCGACCACUGCGACGUCGGCAAGAUGGAGCACGGGUGCGAGCAUUACCGGCGGAGGUGUAAGAUCGUGGCGCCGUGCUGCAAGCAGGUGUUCCCCUGCCGCCACUGCCACAACGAGGCCACGGUGAGCGGCUGCCCUGCUGCUGCCUGUGUCGGGCCCGUCCGCUGCCGAAUCGAGUCCCGCCACCUCGAGCUCCAUCGCGGCCGCAUCGGCGUGAGGAGGCUGCUCCUCGCCGCGCUCGUCGACCUUGGCGCCUUCACCAACAUGCCGCCAUCCGCCGGCAUCGACCCGCUCGCGGCUCCCCUGCCCUCCACCCGCCGUGCUCCUGCCCGCUCGUUGUUUGCUGUGCCCCUGGUCGCUGCGCAACUCGCGGCGGGCUCAUCUGUGCCGAGGUCCUUCGCGUCACCGUCAUCGCGAGGCGGCCGCUCCUCGCUGAGCACGCGCCGUAUGCGGACAGCUGCCAAGGUCGCCGUCAGCAGGGAGACCGCUGGAUCCUUCUCACCUCGCUCAUGUCCUCCCUGA